Molecule: messenger RNA, 1470 nt
Organism: Phytophthora nicotianae INRA-310
Lineage: Eukaryota; Oomycota; Peronosporomycetes; Peronosporales; Peronosporaceae
Exons: 3
Coding region: 1-1404 (467 amino acids)
Molecular function (GO): calcium ion binding
Source: RefSeq, a predicted model, not a curated record
AUGAACGUCGACUCGCUCGACCAGAUUGUGAGCGAUGAUCCUCUAGUCAAGGAGUACAAAGCAGCAACUUUAGAUGACUUUAGUGAUGCCAAGGAGAAUUUUACAACGUUGCAAGCGACUUUGGGGGACAAGAUGACUGUCACUCCUGAAGAGUUUGACGAGAUCUUCUCGCUCAUCUGUCAAGAUUCACUCGAACAUUUUGCACUUUUCGACUCGUGGGAAGUCGGCAAGGUGGUGGAUGUGAUGGAGGUCUUCGCUGUGAUUAUUGUGUACUGUGAUGCGACGAUGGAGGAGAAAAUUCCUCUCCUCUUUGAUCUCUUCGACUUCGACCAUUCCAAGACGAUGUCACAGGAUGAACUGGUUCUACUGAUGCUUUGUACUACAAGAGGGCUAUGUAAAGUGCUCGGGAUGCCUAGACCAGCGACGGAUAGUCUCGAAACCCUCGCUACUGACGCUUUCUCGCGCAUUGAUCGUGAUCGGAAUGGCAAAAUUUCACUUGAGGAAUUCGCUGAGUGGAUAUUACAUGAGCGAACUGUGAUGGCUUAUCUGGCAAAAUUUGCGAACACUCGAGUGAUCUACGAGAAUCAAGUGCAGUACGACUUGGUGUUAAAUGAAAUCUGUACAGCAUUCAUGAAUUUUGCCGAACCAGAGAAAGAUAAACAUGUCAUAGUAUGCUCGGAGGUUUUCUGUGAAGAAAUAAUUCAGCGGUACUGCUCUGCAGCCACGAAACACGAGAUCGAAUUCUUACUGCGGACAAUGAAAGAUCUUAUGAAAAAUACGGAAUCGACGGUAAUAUACGAACAAGCGUCGAUGAUCUCCAUGGACACGUUCUUCCUCGUUAUAUCACCGUUCAUCGCCUUAAUCGCAGCAGAUGACGAUGAAGAACACUCGAUCAAUAUCAAGGAACUAAAGAUUCUGAUCUGGAUCAUGUUUGGGUCGGAACCGAGCUCCACGAUGGUCAAGAGUUUCAUGGAAUCGUUAGAUGCCGAUCACGAUGGCUCGCUAAGCGCAAUGGAGUGGGUCUCGUACGCCUUGGAGAUCAAUAAACAGACCGGGAGGCAGUCUUUCGCCAACCAGAUCCAUCUACUCUUCGCAACGUCAGACACCAAUGGAGAUGCCAUACUGUCUCUACCCGAACUACAACAAGGACUGAUAUCCAUUUUCACAGACCAUUUAGAACGUGUAAAAGCACCGCAACCAGAAUCGGCUUGGCAAGAGCUCACAAGCGUGGAAAAGAGAUCGAUUUCGAGUUUCGCCAGUGACCUCGUCAGGGAAAUUUUGGGGGAACUCGAUGCAAAUGACACGCGACGUAUCGAAUGGUACGAGUUCCGUCAACAUCUCGACUACCUCGAACAACGAGUGAUGGAGUUCAACACAUACCUCCAAAAACACGUCCUCAACUAGACAAGAGGUAGAACAAGACAACUUAAAAGUAGAAUGAAUGAAGAAUCGUAUAAAAUGUUGCAGGUU